AAUUCUAUCGUCAAUCGUACCCCUUCGUUGAUACCGCAACCUGCUUAAAAAGUACUUAAUACUAUUAUCUUUAAACGAUCCCUUGGAUAAGCAGACUAAGCAGUGCACAAUUACGUAAUGGUGACAUCGAAUUGUAUUUGCAGUAAACUUAUGGUAGUCAUACAGACUCGAAGUUAAAAUGUUUCAUUCUUAUUACGUUUCCCAAAAUUUCAUUAAAAUAAAUAACGGCGAAUGGAUUUCGCGAUCGGCAGCGCUAUCUUUGCUGCGCAGCUGAUUAAAGCGCAGAUGUCAGCUUUGCCACGGUUCGGCUUGUUCGGUUGUUGUUCUCUCUCUGGCAGCUGGCUAUUAAUCAGCAUUGAGCAGCGUUUAGAAUUUCUUAUUUCUUCCUGUCUUCCAAUCUUCCUUUUUUUAUUUUUUGUAAAUAGUGCUCUAAUGUGGAAUUUUUUGGAAGCUCAGAGCUGUGACAAAUACCAUUUUAAUUAUUUUAAGUACAAGUGUUCGGGGACUGUAAGAGACUUAUUAAGUAAAAGGAUUGCGGACUGUAACGUCGACUUUGUGAAAUUGGGGAAUCCCCUAACUGCAUCUGUGAGUGUGAUGCGUCGAAUUUUUAUUUGCCAUUUUCUUCUGGACUCAUUGUGCCGAUAUUAAUAAUUUAUAAACAUGUCUUCCGAAGCUAGUCAGCUCAUCCGCUUCCCCAAAUGGAGAACGGAAUCCCUGCUGUCCAACACCACCCUCCGCUCCUUCGUGGCGGGCAGCUUCACGGGGGUGUGCUCCACACUGCUGUUCCAGCCGCUGGAUCUCAUCAAGACCCGCAUCCAGGCCAAUCUGGUGUCACGUACGCCGGAGAAGGCCUUGUCCAUUAAAGUCGUACCCAUAGUGCGGCAGAUCCUGCGGGAAGAGAGCGUUGUGGGACUGUGGCGGGGAACCGUUCCUUCGCUUCUACGUACCGUUCCGGGAGUGGGAAUUUAUUUCUCGUCCAUACACUUCCUGCAGCAGCAGGCAGGACCCGAUUGUGGAUCGACAUGCUUCAUUGUGAUCGGGAUAUUAGGCCGGUUUAUUGCAUCGCUCUCAGUAUUGCCCUUCACUGUUAUCAAAGCCCGCUAUGAGAGUGGAUUGUUUCGCUACGGAUCAGUGCUAGGCGCACUGCGAAGCACAGCAGCACAGGAAGGUAUCAAGUCUUUGUACAGCGGUUUUGUUCCUACACUGCUGCGGGAUGCCCCUUUCUCGGGAAUUUAUUUGAUGUUCUAUGAACUAAUUAAAAGCAGUUUAAGAAAACAAUUCCCAGAUUAUCCGUACACUCCCGUGAUGCAUUUCGGCAGCGGCCUGACCGCCGGCCUUUUAGCCUCCAUCGUCACGCAUCCCUUUGACGUGAUCAAAACCCACGUCCAGUUGUCCUCGCAGGCCGAGAAGCGGACGCUGGUAUACACCGCCAGCAAUAUCUGGCGAAGUCGCGGGCUAACGGGCUACUUUGCCGGAUUAGUUCCCCGCAUAGCGCGGCGCACCCUGAUGACGGCCACCAGCUGGACGGUCUAUGAGCAGGUGAUCAGGUCGGUGGGGCUGGUGGAGGGAGCGCGGCGAGCGUAAAUGACGGUGAUUGUUGGGCGUGGGGAAAUUGUGUCGGUACUCUUUGUGUGAAUUAACAUCACCAUUUUGUGCCUUUUACUUUUAUUGUGUUUCGUAUGGAUAACAGCGCUGGUAUGUGUUGAUAACAGUUGGCGUUUGAACUGCAUCAACUGAUGGUGAAUGGAUUGCCAUUGUCUGUGAUCUAUUUGGGUGUGUUGGACACAGUGUGCUGAUAUACUAAUUUGUAAAUAAAAUUUGGAAAUUAUUCCAGGAAUUCGUGGCUGAUUAGAUAGUAUGUACACGUCAUUAGACUCGGGUUUUGUACGAGUACGUACUUGUACAACCUGAACUGAAGAUCAGUAUUAAAUAAUUAUGUAGUAUAAUGAUUGGUGAGGAAUUAACAGCAAGCGAUAACAAAAAUUUGAACGUUUAAACAGUGUAAGGAAACAUUGUACGUGCAGUUCGUACCUGUACCAGAUAAGACAGUUCGCCAAUCGUUACUGAUUCGUUAGCAUACGGUAUAUAAUACAUCGUAAAAUCGGCGCUGAUACAGUCUGUAGACUCUGUACAACGCAUGUUUACUAAAGUUGUCGUGCACAUCAUAAACAACCCAAUUUAAGGUUGUUGUUGGCACUUGUAGCAAUAACUUGAAUCUGAUGCAUCUUUUCAUCAGUACCCAAUACCUUAUUGCACGUGUGUAGUUGGAUUUGAUUUUUAUGUAGGCCUCCAAUGGACAAGUUUCUUGACUUCUCCCUUAUCUUAAGCAAACGCAGCUCUCUGUGAAACAGUAAUACACGAAGACUGAUUCCCAGAAAGGGGCUGUUUGAUCUAAACCUUCGGAGUCUGGAUUGAGUCUCCAUACCGUUAAGCAAAUCUUUUGCUAUGCUGCUAAUUCCGUUGACUAUCUUUUUGUUUGCCAUAAUAUUGGUCACCGCGCCCAUCAGUGUAAAUGCUCUUGACGAUAUCAAUCCCGCGGUAGCCCCGGUGGAAAUCAACGCCAUUUACGAUGACGCAAUGGGACCACGCUCCGUCACCAUACCCUGCUUCGCCAGCGAGACCCUCGUCAAGCCCAAGAUUGCGACAGUGAAACUGCUCUUCAGCGGCAAACGGCUUAUUCUCAGUUCGUACGAGGAUGACCUGCAGAAGAACGCCUCGUCGGUGUGGACGGUAGCGAAUGGUCACCGCCGAUUGGUGCAUGCUCUGGGCGAGCCGGGUCAGACCGUGAACAUAACAGCUAGCACCUUCGAUUUAAUCGAAGAAAACAACGGAUAUUAUGCGUGUAUGAUCUCGACACCGGAACAUCACUAUCGUACCAUGUGGCUGAUGAAUGUUGUGCGACAUCGGGAAGCGACGACUUUAUCGGCCGCCAGUCCUACUGCAACGAAUAAAGCAUCGACGACGGAAGCGAGCGGAGUUACCGUAAAAUCUCAGAACAAAGAGAAAACGGUGGGCGCAACGCUCCAACCGCCUAUCGAACUGACUGCGUUAAUGCCGGGAACAGCUGAUCGGGAAAAGUCGGAAGAAAACAGCUUGUCAUUCGGCAACGGAGUAAUGCUGGGAAUAGCGGCGCUAAUGUUAGUGAUUCUCGUUGCUGUUAUCGUGUCGGUAGUGCUGAUGAAACUCAAAUGCCAUCUCAAGUCCAAUUUGUGGUCGCUAUCGACAGCGCGAUACUCCAAAACCGUUACCAAUGAUCCUGACAGUCAAGAGAUUAAUAAGCUAACCAAUGAAUCUUGCGAAUUAGCUUGAAAAGGGUGUUAUCUGCAGUAUGAAUGCAGCAUGUAUCUGUACAAAAAUAUGUGCACAAAGUUCUAUAAAUACGUACAACAGUA
Messenger RNA from Paramacrobiotus metropolitanus, 3392 nucleotides. RefSeq names its product mitochondrial glycine transporter B-like. The record is from RefSeq and is a predicted model, not a curated record. Lineage: Eukaryota; Metazoa; Tardigrada; Eutardigrada; Parachela; Macrobiotidae. Bases 661 to 1584 code for a protein of 307 amino acids. The transcript is spliced from 10 exons. Gene Ontology annotation, biological process: glycine import into mitochondrion. Gene Ontology annotation, molecular function: glycine transmembrane transporter activity. Gene Ontology annotation, cellular component: mitochondrion; mitochondrial inner membrane.